Molecule: messenger RNA, 2692 nt
Organism: Lethenteron reissneri (Far Eastern brook lamprey)
Lineage: Eukaryota; Metazoa; Chordata; Hyperoartia; Petromyzontiformes; Petromyzontidae
Product: transcription factor E4F1-like
Biological process (GO): regulation of transcription by RNA polymerase II
Molecular function (GO): RNA polymerase II cis-regulatory region sequence-specific DNA binding; DNA-binding transcription factor activity, RNA polymerase II-specific
Source: RefSeq, a predicted model, not a curated record
AUUCCAUCCAGAGUUAUUGUCAAAAAACCACAAACAUCCCAGAAUCCUCUUCGUUUGGGGUCCAAAUGUUGUCGCUUAUUAUAUCCCAUAAGAAACGUCGCAUCGAAUCAAUGUAAUUGAAUUCUACUCGCCUGGACGAGCGGAAUUGAAUGGUGAAACUGGUUUUGCUGUGCUGUGUUAAAUCAGAUAUUUGCAUGACUGCAUGUGUAUUAUUUUGAGAAUAGCAAAAAACCGUCAUCCCCAUAUUACAUAGUGUUUUAUUGGUCGCUCGUCUAUUUCACUUCCCACAGCUUAACCACUCAUAUAUUUUGAUGCCGCUCGACGAGGCGAGUAGUACGAGUACCCCCUUGAUGAGUCUGCGACUAUUCCAUCCAGAGUUAUUGUCAAAAAACCACAAACAUCCCAGAAUCCUCUUCGUUUGGGGUCCAAAUGUUGUCGCUUAUUAUAUCCCAUAAGAAACGUCGCAUCGAAUCAAUGUAAUUGAAUUCUACUCGCCUGGACGAGCGGAAUUGAAUGGUGAAACUGGUUUUGCUGUGCUGUGUUAAAUCAGAUAUUUGCAUGACUGCAUGUGUAUUAUUUUGAGAAUAGCAAAAAACCGUCAUCCCCAUAUUACAUAGUGUUUUAUUGGUCGCUCGUCUAUUUCACUUCCCACAGCUUAACCACUCAUAUAUUUUGAUGCCGCUCGACGAGGCGAGUAGUACGAGUACCCCCUUGAUGAGUCUGCGACUAUUCCAUCCAGAGUUAUUGUCAAAAAACCACAAACAUCCCAGAAUCCUCUUCGUUUGGGGUCCAAAUGUUGUCGCUUAUUAUAUCCCAUAAGAAACGUCGCAUCGAAUCAAUGUAAUUGAAUUCUACUCGCCUGGACGAGCGGAAUUGAAUGGUGAAACUGGUUUUGCUGUGCUGUGUUAAAUCAGAUAUUUGCAUGACUGCAUGUGUAUUAUUUUGAGAAUAGCAAAAAACCGUCAUCCCCAUAUUACAUAGUGUUUUAUUGGUCGCUCGUCUAUUUCACUUCCCACAGCUUAACCACUCAUAUAUUUUGAUGCCGCUCGACGAGGCGAGUAGUACGAGUACCACUUUGAUGGGUCUGCGACUAUUCCUUCUAGAGCCCUGCAACAACCGUGACCUCAACACAGACUCCACGCCUAUCUUCUUGCACGAUACCCAUAAAGAGGAGAUUCUACAUCAGAAUGGCGUGCGCGAUGGCAACCCCAGUGCUUGAGCCUAGCAGGGACUUCCCGGCGUGGCUGGAGGCGCAGGGCGUGAACGAGGAGGUGGCCCGGGCCAUGGACUCUGAGCUGGGCAUCCGGGACUACGGGGUCCUGCGCGCCUGCAUCGGGGACGGCCUCGUGCGUGCCGAGCUGCUUUCCACGGCGCGCGACCGCCUGCCCUUCGGCUUCUACGCCGUGCUGCGGCAGGUGGUGAAGGCCCUGCAGGGUGCCGAGCUCCACAACGCUGGGACGUCACCCUGGGACGCUGCGCCAUCUCCGGGCGACGUGACGCUGGGAGGCCUGGUGGACGUGCUGCUCACACUUUUCAGCGGCUUGAGCCGAGAGCUACUGGUUUGCGCACAGAGGCUGGGAGACUUUGAUGGUGCUGGGGCCAGUGCCGGACGCUCCAUUUCGGACAGCAAGGAAAUAAUUUUUGAGGAAAAAGCAAUGGAUGAUGCAGAUGAUCAAGAUGUCGAUGUUUGUGUGCCUUGCUCUUUGGCCUACACAGAAAAUGAUGGGCACACCCGGGCCUCAUCAGAGGCAGGAGACUGCAGCCCAAACCCGUCGCUGCACAUGAUCAAAACCGAGGCAAGCUGCGCUGACGGUGAUCAUCAGAGUCCCACGUCGGACCAGAGAGACUCCAGCCCCAGCCAGACGCCGCCCAGGAUAGAAAGAGACGCGUGCGGAGAAGCAGAGCGAGGAGGAGGUGGGGUGGAACCACGCGGCGGCGUUCCCCAUCGCGGCUGUCACCGUGGAACUGUGGCACCGGCACCCAGCCAUCGGGGAGCUCCUGCUCGCUCACCUGCUGAGCAAGUGCCCCUACUUGGCCCCUUUCUUCCCUCGUCCCACGCCUGGGCAGAGCCAGGAGGACGCUUUCAGGAUCCUCGGUUACCGCUUCGAGGAUGGGACACUAGAGGACGAAGACUUGUUCCUCCAGAGAAUGUCGGGCAUGGCGCGCCUGUACGCGGCCAUCGUCUCUGCACCCGUGUCUCCCUCCAGUGGCGACAAGAGCCACCCCCACGGCGUGAGUCACGGCUGGUCCUGGCUCACGCGGGUCCUGGAUAUGGAGCCCAUGGCCAAUGUCACCCCCACCGUGCUCUUCGGCUUUCUGGAGGUGGCAGGCAGUGCCAUGGAGGUUGCAUACGGCGAUCAGCUCUGGGAGCUGCUCGAUGUGUUAAGGAAAGAAUACAUCCCAAGGUACCUCUCACCCAGUGGCAGAACCUAGUCACCAUCUCACCUUCACAGAGCCAUUUAUAUUUGCACGUGUUCCUUGCAUUUACGCCUGAAGUCGCGAUUUUCUUUCUGUUUUUAUGUUGUGGCAAUAGACUGAAUCACCUCGUCAAGUCGCCAGCUAAUAUCAAAGUAGCAUUGCACUUGGACAAAGAGAAGGGUCCUUACACAGCCGUAACUUUCCCCUGCGGAUCAUAAACUCUGGCUCUUGGAAGACUCUUCACCAGCCCAGUUUUGCACCCACAGCAAUUGGC